This is a messenger RNA of Linepithema humile (Argentine ant), 4813 nucleotides long. RefSeq names its product DBB domain-containing protein stumps (gene stumps). NCBI's taxonomy places the organism in Eukaryota, Metazoa, Arthropoda, Insecta, Hymenoptera, Formicidae. The record is from RefSeq and is a predicted model, not a curated record. Gene Ontology annotation, molecular function: transmembrane receptor protein tyrosine kinase adaptor activity; fibroblast growth factor receptor binding. Gene Ontology annotation, cellular component: cytosol.
AGUAAUUAAAGUUAAAAAAAAAUGCAUAAACUGUGAUAAAACAUAUUAUAUUUCAUGUGCAAUUCAGGAGAAAAAGAAGACGAAGCGAAUAGAAAUUGGCAUUGAUAAUUAUUCGAUAGUGUUUAAGUGAGACAAAGCUUGAUGUUUAGUACAAAUUUCUUCGUUUUCAAAUACAAUUCAGAAGAUCUCUCAAGCAAAUCAUAGAAUAAACGAAGAUUGUAUAAUGCAAGCAAUAUUAACGACCAAGUGCUGAAGCUCCGCGACGCCUCAACUGUGAACCAACAUUUUUACGGAGAGAAUCAUCAUGGCAGUCGAUAAUCCGUCGUACUUCUCGCUGUCCGGCGGGGCUUCGUCAUCGACGAAGACGACGACGACGGCCACGUCGGCGUCGCCGACGUCGCCCAGAGGACACAGCGGUGGUUUCUCUGCCUUAUUCCGACGAAGAGCCUGCAAAAUGGGUGCGGCUUCCUCUCAGACCGGCGUCGUCAUCUCGGAAUCGGCAUCCGGCAUGCUGAUGCAUCACGAAGGACGCGGCAACGCGUCAGGCGCGUCAACGCCGUCGACGCCGACGGAGGAGCGUGUACCGAUGCUGUCGCGGAACGACGCGGCCGAGCCCGGAUGCGGCAAGAGAAGAAGCUUCCGGAAUCUCUUCAGGUCCGUGAGCGCGAACGCGGAUCAAGAGCGAACGCAAAAUUUCCUCAAAGGCGACCCGAGACCGUCCGACGUCGCGCCAUCCUCACCGUAUUUGCCUCAUAGAUCACACUCGCAUUCUGAAAAGGAUCGGCGUCAUCCUAGCCGUGGCAGAAGAGUUCUGAAAUCUGCUAGCGAGCUUCUGUCUAACGAUAUGGUCUACUGUGGUUUAGCAGGCAAUUCUAAAAAUCACAAUGGUGACGAUAACAACAGUAAUGACGAUGACGAUUCCGCAGAGGUCUUUCUUGGCGUGGACGACGCAAGAUAUUACAACCUUUCUUCCACUCUUCCUACGGCUGGUUCAACUGCCUGCCGAAGAAGACAUUCAAUCGGCACUUUUCUCGGGAAAGAAGCAGGCGUAUCCAGUAAUGCCGUACAUUCAGGACGGAAACAAACAGCAGGGUCUAAGAAUCUGUUAGAAACAGAUGCGAUGGCAGCUUCAGUGCCAAUUGACAAUAUUGAUGGUGUCUUUUGUAAUGAAAUAUCUUGCAGCAAGAACAGACGGAGAAAAUACAAGAACUCGUCUAAUAAAGGAUCUCAUUCAGCAACGGCCCUACCGAAAGAGGGACGUGCAGAAGACGAUGUUCUCUUCGUCUCUAGCAAAGAAAGCGAUGCUUCCAAUCUGUGGGUUAGCUAUUUAACAGCAUGUUUUGAACAAAUCAGCCGUCAACAAGGGCGACCUCCGUUCAAAGUACGUCACAUAGCGAUUGAAGAGUCAAUAGCUCCAAAAACUGAGGAGAAAAUCCGAUCUUCUCGUCUCCAGAUCGUUGUCGUGUGUCCGUUAUUACUAGAACGAGUCCGCACUAAUCCGGAACAUGCCGUCCAUCUAACCAGCCAUCUGGUCGCUGAACGAGUACUCGCGAUGAUGCUAGGCGUUCAUGACAGCCACAUCAACGAUUGCCAUAGAUCUAGCCUAGUUUCUUACGAUCGAUAUAAGAAAUUUUUCGUAAAGGAUCAGGACGAGACGUUCGUAGGCGAAUUAUUGGGAGCGGCAGUCACGAUUUUAGGCACUACGCCGCCGUCAGCCCUCAGAAGCGACAAAACUGCAUUCUCCGUACAUCCGAAGAAAGUCAAGCUAGGACAAAACAGGAUAAUUGUUUUGCUGAACGAUCCAUUGACUUGCGAGGAUAAUGUCUCAGUGAUCGUUGAUCGUUGCGGCGAUGCAAUCGAGAUAAACAAUGUGAAAAGAAGAAAUCCUUACACUUUGCAAUUUUCUAUACCGGAAAGAUGUCUCGAAGUGUCAAUGCUAGUCGGCGUGAGAAUAUCUAAGAACGGAUGCUCGCUCGGUGUUAGGCAAGUCAAGUGCGAGAGCAGACUCAGAGAAUUAGAUCAGAUCCUCAGAUCGCACGACAACCCUCUCGAAUUUAUGUGCCAGACCUUCGGCUUCGGUUCCACUGAUCGGGAACAGUUGGAUAAUUGGAUGGUCCACGCAUUUCAAAAAAACAUCCCUCCUCAUUUUAAUCUGUUGUCCACUCCAAGCGGUAUGGUGCCCACUCAUAAAAAUUACACGAGUCCGGAAGAAAAUCCGACAUUGCUGCAUUUCGCCGCGCGGUUUGGCUUGGAAAAACUGGCCUGGCAAUUACUCGAAUGUCCUGGCGGUGAUCUAGCAUGCGAUUUGAAAAACAUUGCCGAGCUAACACCGACCGAUCUCGCCGAGCAAGCCGGGCACGCGAGGCUGGCUCAUCAACUGCGGGGCUACAUGCAAAUGAACGAGUUCAGCAAAAUGUAUAACUAUCUCAAAGUUAUAAGCCAGACAACGAACAGGUCUACAGGAACGGAUUCAACCGCUGAUGCUUCAUCAAUGGUUGCAAGUGAUGCCAGCAACGACAAGGAAGAUUAUUGUCGGCCAAGACCUUUGAGUGAGGCUUACUUGGUGCCACCAGUUGCAAGACCAGUAAUAGCUCCGAUCCCAACCCUGCAAACGACUAUGACCACUAGUACGACCGCUAACAACUCCUUAACCGCGAAUUACUCGAUUGUGCCGACACCUACGCCAGUAAUGUUGCCAGCAACACCCACAACUUCUAUCACACCGAAUGGCCUGGACCUGCCUCUUCAAGGUUACAUGAAAAUGUAUCCCGCCGGUUCAAAAACACCUACAACGAACCUACCACCUUCUCGAACAGGUACACCUACGCAAGGUACUCGCCAAGAGUAUCAUCAGAAUUCCUCGGGGACGCGAGACGACAAUUGCAGUCAGAAAAUGUGUCAGCAUAUUUCUUACGGUAGAACAUCAUCUAACAGCAGCACCAAAUCCAGGGAACCGUCGGGCCCUCAGGAUGAGCUUCUGGAGAUUAUAAACGAUUUCAAAAACAACGUCUUUACGAUAUCCGAAGUGGAGAGACUCGUCGAGAACUGGCAGAAGCGAAACGACGUGCAACAAAGCUUCAAGGAUAAGCAGCGGCAGCUGACGGCAAUGAGAGAGGAAUAUGACAGGAUACAAAAGCAGCUGAAAGAAGAAAUGAAGACCCCGACGCCCUUCGAUAAGAUACGAAAAUUCUUCUCCAAAGGAAAGAAAGAUACAAAGGAAUCUGUUAAUGCUGUCACAGAUUCGUCUUCGAGCAAAUCCGAAAACAUUAACGGUGGAUUAAUUGAUCGCCGGCCUGUUAGCAGUUUAAGUCUUCGUAGCGUCUCCAGUUCGUCCUCAUCUGGUAGAAUGAGCACUGUCAGCGGUUGCAGCGGCGCUAGUUUAGGCGACAGUAGUACUCAUUCCGAUUCCGAAGACAGAAGACUCCAAAAUGUUAGGGACGAGAAGACCGGCAUGAUGUCCUACGAGAUACCACCCGCUCCUAAACCGUUCACCGGAAGAUAUUCACCGGCAUCCAGAUAUUCUCCAUCACCAACUAUCCCUAUUGUACGUGAUCUCGAUCUCCGACAAACACUAUCAUCCCGGGCCAGCAACAACGAAUAUUACAUCGCAUUCCCUCCAUCAGGAUUGCCCGUGCAUGCGUUUAAAGCGGACGGUUCUCCGAGAGAAUUAAAUACACCAACUUCGCCAUGUGAACAUUCGAGGUAUCACGAUUUCGUUCAGAACGUCGCCGUUUCGGCGGAUAAACAGCAAGAAGAAAGCGAUAUAAUGAAAGCCAACGUCGUUGGCAAUAACAAUUACACAAAUAUCGAUCCGUCGACGCCGAAUUCUAUUCCAAUCGCGCCAUCAGGCAUGUGUAUCCCAGAUUGUACGAGCGACGGCGAAUCAACAUCUGUCAAUUCGACUCAAAUGGCAAACGAGCAUCACGGUGAUUCUACCGACACCGCCGAGAUAUAUCCGGAUACUGCGAUGAUAAAGCCAUCGCUCGCUCAACCGGAUGUCGACGAGGUCGAUUCCGCACUCGUUAUUCGGGGUCAGGAGACCGCCGAGAUAAAAUACGACCAAGGACAAGUGCCGGCGGACACGACAAAUGUUUCGAAAACUACGAACGAGGUCACUGAGAACAGAGUGCCAGAAUACAUGAACCUUACUAAUAUAGGUCACGAUGUCAAGGUCCUCGGCGCCAUACCAAAGAAACUGCCCGCACCACCCGUGCCUCCGAGAGUUACGACUAAGAAGUAGAAAACAAGGCAUAUGAAAAUAUUCAUUGGCAAGUUUUAUGCAAUUAUAUACUACUUAUGUAAAUUAUAUACUCUGUAUUUUACGCACAUUAAAUCGCAACUGAACUAUCGUAUAUAGACACUGAGAGAAAAGAAUAAUUGCAGUAACCAUAAUCUAUAGUGUUUUUUAGCGUCAACCAUAUUUUUAUAGAUAUUCUAGCCAUAUGAUUGAUUAUAUGAUUGGCAGUACUAUAUGUAUAAGAUUAUUAUUGCUAACAUUACAGUAACAAUUCUUAUAAAAAUGUAUUCUGACUAUAAUCAUAGAUCCAUACAAUUAUAGUCCCAAAUAUCACACACUUUUCUCUCAGUGUUAAAAAACUAAUGUUAAAGAACAUUAGUCAAUAUAAGAUUCAUGUGUGUAUCUCGAUGUACUCCAAAACUAUAUCUCUGUGACAUAAUAUAUUUGUCUAUGUAAAAGAAUACUCGUUGAAUGUGUGCAAAUAUAGCCAUUAUUACAACUCGCACAUACACAAAUUUUUAUAGAGCAAAAAAAUGAAAAUUUACAAAUAUUCAAAAAUAUACAUGAAAAUUUAAU